This is a messenger RNA of Papilio machaon (common yellow swallowtail), 899 nucleotides long. Its product is annotated as probable RNA-binding protein 18. Gene Ontology annotation, molecular function: RNA binding. The record is from RefSeq and is a predicted model, not a curated record. The transcript has 4 exons. Bases 188 to 772 code for a protein of 194 amino acids. NCBI's taxonomy places the organism in Eukaryota, Metazoa, Arthropoda, Insecta, Lepidoptera, Papilionidae.
ACGGUGACAGCAAUGACAGUUACAAUAUGUCAAAAAUAUGGUGUAACUGCAAUUAUAAAAAUAUCGCAAAAUAUUGAAAUGAUGUUUACGGUUAUGAUUUAUAAUGUAUAAUUUUCCACAAGGUACAAAAAUGAUGAUCUUUAAAUAUAUGUGGUAAACAUACGAUAGUAAACAUUUAGUGAUAAAGAUGGACGACGUAACGGUACCUUUGAAUUUGGAGCCCAUGCAGCAGAAUGGAGUGAGCGACAGGAGAUUAUGGAUUGGAAAUCUUGAUCUCAGAGUUAAUGAGUAUCAAUUAUUGAAAAUGGUCCGCGUGUAUGGAAACAUCGAGAAGUUUGACAUGCUUUUCCACCGGAGUGGGCCUAACGCAGGCCAGCCACGAGGCUUUGCAUUUGUCACCUACAAGCUGAGGAAGGAUGCCAUCACUGCAAUGAACUCGCUCAGUGGCCAAUUAUUGGGCUGCAAAAGAAUAUGUGUGAAGUUUGCCAAAACAACUUCCGAUGAUCAAGAUAAACCGAAGCCAGAAUUGGGCAUACCAGCACUGGCCGGUGCUAAGCCAGAAAUGAAACUAAGUAAGAAGACUGCUAUCCAAUCAAUUGAAGCUAAACUUAAGAUGAUGGAGAAUAUGAAUGCAGGUGAUGAUUUCGUAAUUAACAAAUUGGCAGCAAACGAGGCACCGGUGAUAGCUCAGUACCAAACGAAACAACAUCAGCCACCGAACAAAACAAUCAGUACAUUUAAACGAAGACAUCCAUAUCAUAAAAAAAGAUAGCUGCAUUUUUCUUGAGGGUGUAAAUCUCUUUAUGGUAUUAUUCGAUAUUAGAAGUUAAGUUUACUGUUCAAAAUAUUUUUUAAAUUAGUCUUUAGAUUAUAGACUGGAAUUGUUCUUAAUGUUACCA